UGCCGCUGGGCGGGCGGGGAAGGGCCGAGAUGGCGGCUGCGGGCCCCGGGGCGACUCGGUUGCUCCUGCUCUUGCUCCUGGCGGCAGCCGCCCCCAGCCGCGCCCGAGGCAGUGGCUGCCGGUCCGGGGCCGCUGCGCGGGGGGCUGGGGAUGGCCGAGAGGGUGAGGGCUGCAGCUCCGUGGGCUUGCUGUUGGAACACUCGUUUGAGAUCGAUGACAGCGCCCACUUCCGGAAGCGGGGCUCACUCCUCUGGAACCAGCAGGAUGGCACCUUGUCCCUAUCACAGCGGCAGCUUAAUGAGGAGGAGCGGGGCCGGCUGCGGGAUGUGGCAGCCCUGAAUGGCCUGUACCGGGUCCGGGUGCCCCGACGGCCGGGGGCCCCUGAGGGCCCAGAUGCUGGUGGCUACGUCUCCUCCUUUGUCCCCGCGUGCUCCCUGGUGGAGUCGCACCUCUCGGACCAGCUGACCCUGCACGUGGACGUGGCAGGCAACGUGGUGGGCGUGUCGGUGGUGACGCACCCCGGGGGCUGCCGCGGCCACGAGGUGGAGGACGUGGACCUGGAGCUGUUCAACACCUCGGUGCAGCUGCAGCCGCCGCUCACGGCGCCGGGCCCCGAGACGGCGGCCUUCAUCGAGCGCCUGGAGAUGGAGCAGGCCCAGAAGGCCAAGAACCCGCAGGAGCAGAAGUCCUUCCUCGCCAAAUACUGGCACCUCACUGGGGGGGCCGUGUUGCUCACAGCCCUGCGUCCUGCCGCCCCGGGGCCCGCGCCGCCGCCACAGGAGGCCUGAUGGAUGUACAUCAUUCCCGUCGUGCUGUUCUUCAUGAU
Talpa occidentalis (Iberian mole) is the source of this 826-nucleotide messenger RNA. RefSeq names its product ER membrane protein complex subunit 10 (gene EMC10). The record is from RefSeq and is a predicted model, not a curated record. Gene Ontology annotation, cellular component: EMC complex. Lineage: Eukaryota; Metazoa; Chordata; Mammalia; Eulipotyphla; Talpidae.